Molecule: messenger RNA, 2032 nt
Organism: Notolabrus celidotus (New Zealand spotty)
Lineage: Eukaryota; Metazoa; Chordata; Actinopteri; Labriformes; Labridae
Product: synapse differentiation-inducing gene protein 1-like
Exons: 4
Coding region: 666-1388 (240 amino acids)
Cellular component (GO): membrane; intracellular membrane-bounded organelle
Source: RefSeq, a predicted model, not a curated record
UUAUACAAGCGAUGCGAUUAUUUCAGGAACCAAAUGAGUUUGAGGAACGCUGGCUCGUGUGAUCCAAAACAGUAACUCUGUUAGGGCGCACCCAACCUCCUUCCAAAGACUCUCUGCUUAUGCAACGACACAAAAUAAUACAACCUCAGGAGGGGGGCGUAAAAGCACUGCCAGCAUAUGAGACACCAGGCUGGAGGAAGACGCUGAAUCAAGGCAAGGAGAGUUUGGAAAUGUCAAGUCCGUGGUCGGUAUUAGAGUUUAGAGCGCGCCUCGCACAUCCAAUCAGUAAGCUGGAGUCAGCUGAGCCUCUGUCGGAGUUGUUUGGAGUCUGAGCUCGGUGCCACACUGUGCGUAAAAUCUACCUGUCAGACGCGGCAGCGGUGCCAUGGCGAGCAGAGCUCCGCGAGCAAAGUCCGUUCUCCUCGCGCGCCCGGAAUAAAUUCAUUUUCCACGGAUGCCAUAUGUUGUAUGACUUGCUACGAUGGCAGUUUACCCAAAGUGAUAACGUGAAGCAGGAAGGAACGUCAGUCCGACUAUAAAGAGUCAGUUUGCGCCGAGGAACGAUGCUGAGCAAAGCUACGGGAGGAUUUCACAUCAAGCUACUGGACUGCCAAAUCUUCUUUGGACCUCCCCCUCUGAUCCUCUAGACAUUUGAGCGUGCCAUCAUGGAGAGCCUCAGCGAGCUCCAGAACCCCCUGCUCGACAAAACCAGCAAACACGUGGUGAACAACGAUUACCAGGGUUACCAGUGCGACUACCCGAGCCAGCCUUACCAGGACAGCCUCAUUGGGUACUACUACACCGGGACUAAUGGCAAGCAUAAGACUCAGCAGUACCUGGAUGCUACAUCCCUGCAUCUGGCUGUAGAAGCUUUCUACAGACCAAACUUUAUUCUGUACAAGGAUGACGUGAGUCUGCAUAGCAAGGACUCCAAGAGUGAGAGCUUUGAGACCACGUUCACGGAGAGUAAGGACACAGUGGCGGACGCAGUUUCUACAGAAAACAACCUGGACAGCACACAGGGAGAGAAGGACACGAAGAUCCAGACGGUGUCGUACGAUGUGGAGGAGGAGCAGGGUCCUGAGUACGAGAGUGACAGCUCCAGUGACAGUGAGAGCGAGGACAACUUCAUCGUGCUACCCCCUCGGGACUACCUGGGCCUCGCCAUCUUCUCCAUGCUCUGCUGCUUCUGGCCCUUGGGCAUCGUUGCCUUUUACUACUCUCACAAGACUGGCAAGGCCAUCUCCAAGGGAGACUUCUCCAGAGCAGGAAUGAGCUCCAGAAGAGCCCUGUUCCUGGCUGCUCUAUCCAUCACUGUCGGGACAGGGAUGUAUGUGGGGGUGGUGGUCGCCCUCAUAGCCUACCUGUCCAAACCUGGACAUGUAUAGCACUAGGACAGGUUAUAUAGAAUGGAAGACAAGGCAAAAUCGGAGGAAAAGGAAAAGACUGGGUUGAAAAAAUCGCUUCAACUGUCUUAAAAGCGGGGGCUGUCUGCGAAAAGAAAAGAUAGAGAAAACAAGAUGAGUGGAUGGAGCAUCACUUGGACUGCAUAUUGAUCUGACUGAAUCUUUAUUUCUGGGAUGAAACACACCCACAGAGGUAUUCCACCACCACAAUAACAAAGAAGAGCAGACAGUGCAGAGAAAGAUGACUGCUCUUCCACAAAGACUGUGCUGUACUUACAUGAAAAAACUCUGCUCAUUAAAAUGAAGAACUACCUACCUUUCGCCAUAGUCGCUGACAGCAGUUUUAUUUUACCUUAAUAGUAGCUGUUUUCUCUGUCGAUGCCAUAACCGAUUGUGUAUUGUCCACUUUGUAAAGGAAUUUCUUGGGAAAACAGGCUACCAGGAGGUUUGUUCAACGAAUAUACCUGUUAUUGAUCAGUGACUAAACAGGAGGGAGUGGCCUCUUUCAGGAGAGGUCAAAGGUUAUUCUCAAAUUGUACACAAAUUUCCAGAGCAAUUGAUAGGACAGUAACUCGUGUUUAUUGUGAACUGUAAAUAUAGUCAAUAAAUACAUUUGGCAUGAAUGA